AUGGUAAAAAACGAAGCUAAAGACUAUUCUGCUUCCAGUAUGCCUACUGACAACAAAAAUUUUGCAAAGUUGCUUGAUAUGACCCCAUUACCAGUUUUCUCUGACUCAUCGCUUGCAAACCUCGCCGAACAAAUCAACGGCAAGUUAGCAGCUCCUAAGUCACAGCGGAUUCAUCUGGAGGUUGGCCCUAAAUCUAAUAAGCAAAGCGACGCCAUCGCUCCGAAAGCUGAAUGUGCGGCUAAGAUCCGCAAAAAGCGAGACCGCAGCGGACAGGUGAUUACCCACCAGCGAAGGCCUACUCCCAAGCAAAAGAACGCCCAAUGUAGCAAUGUUCUGAGGCAAGAAAUAUAUGCCGUAGGCGGGACUAAAGAAGAUUACGAUUUACUUGCUUGUGUUGAAUCUGAUUCGGAAAUGGAGGACGCAUUGGGCGAGGGCUGUGACGACUCAGAAGCUCUUCGCCGAAAUAUCGCCAUAAUCUUGAAAGGAGGAGUAAUCAAUUCAAGCCCAGGAAGUGGAAAUUCUAUGCCUACGAUGCGAAAAGUUACCCAUGGAAAAAACGUGCCGGGCGUACCCAAAGAGCACCAUCUAGGUAAGACAGAAAUAACGAACUGCAAACAGAACCCAAAAAGAGCCAAUUCCAUAGAUAUGGUAUUCGCUCCCCAGCCGAACUGGCACUCGAAUUUUCUUCCUGAACUUCACGUAGAUGUUGACUGUGUUGAUAUACCGCAUCAUGUCUUGAUUCGAAUUCGUGAAUACUCCCGAUCUUUAUUAGAGACGGAAAACAAAGCUUACGCCGCUUACCGGGAAUCGGGUUCAUCGUCCACCUACAAAUUUUACUCCACUAUUGUAACCUCUGGGACGCUGAUUGACAAAGUAUCAGCGUUGACUUUGGAAUUUCAAAACUCUCCUUUACACAAUAUCAAAGCAUUAGAACAAUUGAUUGGGUUGGCCAAAAAACGCAGUCGAGCGCAAUGUAUCGAGGUACUGCGAUCUUUAAAGGAUCUAUUCGCUCAAGGAGGUGUCCUCCCAAAUGACCGAAAGCUUAAGUUUUUUAUACAUCAGCGAGCCUUAGGCGCAGCUUUAUCUGGUAAUAGUAACUGGACCGCUACGGACCCUCUUCCCCGAGGAUUAAAGAAGAGUCAUCUCAUUUACUGGUCUUUUGAAGAUUUUUUGAAAGAAAAAUAUUUUGAAAUUUUGAAAAUUCUAGAAAUUUGGUGUGGUGACAAGAUCGAGUUUUCACGAUCAAGGGCUGUCAGUUAUGUUUAUGAAUUGCUGAAAGAAAAGCCUGAGCAAGAAUCAAAUCUCCUUCGCCUCCUUGUUAAUAAGCUUGGUGAUCCAAGUAAAAAGAUCGCAUCUCGUGCCUCAUAUCUUCUUCUUCAGCUCCAGCAGGCACAUCCUGUAAUGAAAGAAGUAGUUAUUUCCGGCAUCGAAUCCGAAUUAUUAUUCCGGCAAGGACAAUGCCAACAUGCAAAAUAUUAUGCUGUCAUUACCCUCAAUCAAACUGUUUUAAGCGUCAACGAAGAGAAGGUCGCCGAAAAACUUCUGGAUAUGUACUUCGGUUUAUUUGUCUGGAUACUGAAAUUUGAAAAGGUAGUGAGCGACAAUGAGGUUGACGAAGGCAAUAAAACAGCCCAAAAACAGAAAGGCAAACCCCGUCGAAACAUCGCUAAAAAUUUAGAAGUCGAGUUGAGUGAAAAGUUGAUUUCAGCCAUUCUAACCGGUGUCAAUCGAGCAUAUCCAUUUACCAAAUCCAGCAGCGAAAGGCUUUCACGACAUAUCAACACGCUUUUCAAUGUUACUCAUUCGUCGAAUUUCAACACUAGCAUUCAAGCUCUCAUGCUUAUUCAUCAAUUGUUGUGUUCUCAUGCCGUGUGUACGGACAGGUUUUAUCGUACCUUGUACGAAUCGCUGCUAGAUCCGCGCAUUAUAACAUCCUCCAAGCAAUCAUUAUAUCUGAACCUUCUCUACAAAACACUGAGCUCGGAUAGGAAUUUGAGGCGAAUUAAAGCGUUUGUAAAGCGUUUGGUUCAAAUCCUUACCCUACAAUAUCCAUCAUUUAUCUGUGGCGUGUUUUAUUUAAUCCGGGAAUUGGAAACAGUUUUUCCUGGCUUAAGCACUUCAAUAGAUCUUCCAGAGAACCACGAAGAUGAUAUCCAGGAGCUUUUUAGAGACGUCCCAGAACAAGACACAAGUGGCAGUGGAAAAGAGACACCUCCCCGCGUUACACAAAAGGCAAGCCUUUACGAUGCCCGCAAAAGAGACCCUAAUGAAAGUAACGCUGAAAAAAGUUGCCUCUGGGAACUGCUCCCAUAUCUGUCACAUUUCCAUCCUUCUGUUUCUGUUGGUGCAACACAGCUUCUGCAACAUCAGAAAAUGGAAGGAAAACUUGACCUCACUAUUCAUACACUCUCGCACUUUUUGGAUCGUUUUGUGUAUCGUAGCCCACGGGCUUCAACGGGGUUACGCGGAUCAUCGAUCAUGCAGCCUCUUGCUAGUUGUGACACCAGACGCCUUUUGAUCACUUCUAGCGAUACAUCCAAAGUCCGAGAUCCGGUCAACAAUGAAACUUUCUGGACUAGGAAAGCUGAAGAUGUGGCUGCUGAGGAUGUUUUCUUCCAUGCCUACUUCAAUCGCUUGGCAGCUGAUAAAUCAAAAUGGAAGGUUAAGAAGCCUACAAAAGAAAAUCCCAGUCUUGAUGAUAGUGAUACCGAAUCAGAGGUUUUCCGAGCCCUCAUUGAAACCAGCGCUGAUUUGGAAUGCGAUAAAAUAGGAGUUAUUGACCUUAAUCUAGAAGAUUUAGGAACUACCACAGACUCAGAAAGCGAGGAUAUUCAAAGUCACCCGGCAAAUGAGGGUGUCACACUCGAAAAGGGAAGUUCUGAGGAAGAACUGGAAGGCGGGCAUCAGGCGGACGAUCCAUUUAAGGCGCCUGAGGAAGUCGGAUUGUUUGAUAUAGACGUUUCCGACGAGGAUGCUUUCUGCGACAGCGACCAGGACAUUCCGUCUGACAUCAGCAUCGGAAUUCGCAACAAACAGAAUGAUGAGGUGACCAGAGAGUUGACAAGAGGAAAGAAAAAACGAAAACUUAAGCACCUGCCCACGUUUGCGUCUGUAGAAGAUUACGCUGUACUGUUGGAGCAGGAGGUUGACGGAGAUGGCUACCCUUGA
Ophidiomyces ophidiicola is the source of this 3168-nucleotide messenger RNA. RefSeq names its product RNA-binding ribosome biosynthesis protein mak21 (gene MAK21). Lineage: Eukaryota; Fungi; Ascomycota; Eurotiomycetes; Onygenales; Onygenaceae. The record is from RefSeq and is a predicted model, not a curated record. The transcript is spliced from 4 exons. The coding region runs from base 1 to 3168 and encodes 1055 amino acids. Gene Ontology annotation, cellular component: nucleus.